Messenger RNA from Candidozyma duobushaemuli, 879 nucleotides. RefSeq lists its product as uncharacterized. The transcript has 2 exons. The coding region runs from base 1 to 879 and encodes 292 amino acids. NCBI's taxonomy places the organism in Eukaryota, Fungi, Ascomycota, Pichiomycetes, Serinales, Metschnikowiaceae. The record is from RefSeq and is a predicted model, not a curated record.
AUGUCCGUCAGACCUGCCACCCACGCUGGAUCGUGGUACAGUGGCGACGGAACACGACUCAGGAGCCAGAUCGCCAAGUACUUCGCCGCUGCAGCAACCGUGACCUCCCUACUCGCAGAAACCUUCGCUGCGUGGGAUACUCUGAAGGUCCGCAGGGUCUUCGUGCUCGGACCAUCACACCACGUCUACUUCCGCCAAAGAGCGCUAGUGCUGGCGUACGCCGCUUACGAUACCCCUAUGGGCCAAUUGCCCGUUGAUACCGAGGUUUGCGCCAAGUUGUGUGCUGGUCUGCUGGCGCCGUUUGGGUACAUGCUGGAGGCCGUGGACGAUGAUGAGCACUCGUUUGAGAUGCAUGCACCCUUCAUAGCCCAGAGGGCCCAAGAGGCCGGUGUAGAGGUGAAGAUCGUGCCCAUUAUGAUUAGCGGACUUUCGCCAGAGUUGCGAGAAAAGGUCGUGGCGGCAUUGGCGCCCUACAUGGAGCAGGAGGAGAACACCUUCGUCGUGCUGUCUGACUUUUGCCACUGGGGACGCCGCUUUGGGUACACUGAAUACGUUCCAGGGCAGGAUCUAGCCCAAUGCGCUGAGUAUCUGGCACGUCGUCGUGGAUCGAACGAGAUCUGGCAAAGUAUUGAAUUUUUGGACCGCCUGGCCAUGGAGAUUGCCCUGGGCGGAAAGACCAAGUUAUGGGAUGAGUACAUCGAGGAAACAGGAAACACCAUCUGUGGUCAGAAGCCGUUGGGUAUUGUCUUGCGGUUGUUAGAGAGAGGUGGCUCCGGCGGUGGAGGCUUCAAGUGGUUGGGCUACUCACAGAGUUCGCAGGUUACAGAUCCACAUGACUCUUCGGUGCUGUACGUAUCAGGGUAUGCUGUCGUUGGGUAG